AUGAUUGAAAAGCAAAAUGGAGAGGGGGAUGUUGAUAAUAUAAAGCUACAGGAACUGCUAGAUAUAAUAUUUAAGGAACCUCCAAUACCGCUAGACAAAACAGAUAAUACACCUGAAUACCCCGAAUCAUUACUCCAGCAAACGCAAAAGGCUAAUAAAUACUAUAAUUCGUUUCAAGGGCUUACAAAACAGUUCGUGGAUGAAGGUAACGUGCAAUCAGAUGUAGUACGAUGGUCUAAUUCAAUAAUUCAAGUAACACUGAAGUCAAUAGUUGAGAAUUGGCAGACAGUAGAUGUCCAAGGAACAACAGAAAGUAGUGAGAGUGAAAACGGUGAUGAACAUAGAACUUUAGUCCAAUCAACGGCGAAUACUUUGUUCAGUUGGUCAUCAGGAGAUUCAUACAUUGAAUCCAGAAAAAGAGAAUUGCAAUUUCGUAACAACCAACUUAACAAUACAACGGCAAGCAACGGCAGCGUUCAACGUAAGAAAGACAAUUCCGAGGCUAAUAAACGUAUAGACAUUAAUAGCGAUAAUCUAAAGAAAAAAUUGCAUCUUGAAAUUCCAAAGGAAUCCAUUACGAAUAAGCUUAACCGUAUUGUGGACAGGGAAUCCAAUAAAUUUAUUCAUAAACGAAUCCAAUUGAUAAAGGCUCAUCACAGUGAACAAAUAUCUAAGGAAAUUCACGAAAGAAAGAGGAAAGAUCAUGAAAAGCAUCUUAAUAAGUUGAAGGAGAAAGAAGAGGAAUAUGAGAGGGCAUUACAGGAUGCAACCAGUGAUCAGGGUAAACAAAAUGGAUUUUUUGGAUCAUUAUUUGGCUUCAAUGUUGGCUCUAAUAAUAAUUCACAUAAUUUAGAUUUGCCAUCAGAGAUUGAUAAUCCAAGUCCUAGCAGAAAUAUGACAACUAGUCCUUCGGGUAAGAAUAAGCGGUUUUCAUUUUUGCCAACGGCAGGCUUAUCGUUGUGGGGCAACAAUACCUCUGUGAGCAAAAGUAUGAAAAUAGAAAAGGCUGCAGCUGCAAAGAAAGAAGCUAAGAACCCCAUAUUGAAUAUUCAUGGAACAUAUUCGAGCGAUUACCAAGGAGCAAUCGAUGCGAGUUCCUUACCUGAAAUCGUAGACGAAGUGAAUAUGAAUAACAAUCAGAAUGUCACACAGGAAGGAGAAAAGCAAUCCACGGAACUAAAAAAAGAAGCUACGAAAGAAGAAGUAAGGAAAGGAACAGAAGAUACAAAAGGAGAAAGGAAUGAUUCCAGUGAAGAACGGACAAAAUAUAACCUAAAAAGUAAAGAGGAAGAAAUACAACAGAGUAAAGAAAUACAACAGAGUAAAGAAAUCGCAUCGCAUAAGAACAAAGAUAGUUACGAAAAGGAAGAACGAGAAGAAGAAGAAGAAGAUGAUGUCGAUGAUGAGUUUGAAGAGUAUAAUUCAUCAUUGCCGAACCUUUCGAUGGUUCAAGAGCCUAUUCAACCUAUAAUAACAGGGAUCAAAAAAUCUACACAGUCAACUAGUCAUACAGGAAAUGACAACGAUAACCUAUUGGAAUUAUAA
Molecule: messenger RNA, 1545 nt
Organism: Debaryomyces tyrocola
Lineage: Eukaryota; Fungi; Ascomycota; Pichiomycetes; Serinales; Debaryomycetaceae
Source: the annotation of a GenBank genome assembly